CUAUAUCAUCAUAUCAAUUUAUAGAUUUAUUAAUUCAAUUAAAAAAUAGCCAUGAUCAAUAAAUGGUUGAUUGCAUUUGCUUGUGGUUGGAUCAAUCUGUUUAUAUUUUCCGUAUUUCGUUCAUCUGGCUUGGUUUAUGUUAAAGUUUUGGAAUUGUUCGAUUGUACAUAUCAACAGGCUGCUUAUUCCGUUUCAUUGGUCGGUAGUGUUGCAUCUACUACCGGGAUUGCUUCUGGUUUUCUCACUCAUUACUUUACACCACGAUCAUUAAUUGUGAUUGGCAUAUUAAUAUGUUCGUCAUCGGUCAGCAUAACGUAUUUGGCCAGUUCGAUUCAUUUCGUCAUCAUUUCCGUUGGAAUAUUGCAAGGAAUAGGAAUUGGAUUUGUCACUUGCUUAUUGCCUGCCGUUCUAAAUUCACAUUUUGAUCAGCAAAAAUCAAUCGCAUUGGGCAUUUCAUAUGCGGGCGCAACUUUAGGUGCAUUCAUUUUUCCAUUGAUCAUACAAUGGAUGUUUUCAACUUAUGGUUUCCAUGUUACUAUGCUUAUCUUGGGUGGUGUCAUUCUGAAUGCCAUCUUAGGUGCCAUAUGGCUAAAGAUUCGUAGUAAUGACGAACAUGACGAUGAAGAGGAACAUCAACAUUCAAUACGGGAAAUCCAACUAGAAACUACUAGAAUCCGCACAGAAGAUUGUAGCAAUAGCAACAAUGAAGAGCAAGUUGCUAACUUUUGGCAACGAUUCAAACAGAAUCUCAUGAAUGACUACCGACUAUUAUCAAAUUUUCAUUUUUUUCUUUGUUCAUUCACCUACAUUAAUUUUAUCAUCGAUUUCAUUUCCUUCAUCAUUAUUUUACCAGAUGUGGCCAAAGAUCGUAAUAUAGCACCGGAAGAUGCCAAAUGGUUGCUCUCCAUAUUUGCUAUCACUGAUUUUGCUGGUCGUUUAUUACCCGGCUGGCUUUCCUUUUGGAAACUUACAUCGGACAAAUGCACAUACAUAAUGUCAAUAUUGAUUCUUGGCCUAUGUAUGCUACUUUUAGUCAUUAUUGAAUCGUGGACAAAUUUCGUUCUUGUAACAUUGCUAUGUGGAUUUGUCACUGGCUGUCAAAUGGUAUUAUCACCAGUUGUGUUGGCCGAUUAUUUCGGAACCGAAAAUACUGCCAUUGCAUUCGGUAUGGAAAACUUUAUCUGUGGAUUACUAUCAAUUUUUUUUCGACCAAUGAUAAUAGGAAUCAAAGACAUUUAUGGAACUUAUCACAAUUUAGGUUACAUCUUAUUCGCCAGUGUUGUCAUCAAUAUCACUUUGUGGAUAAUCGAAAUUGUAUUUUGUCGUCAUCGAAAAACAUUAAGAGAACAAUGAUUGUUUUAUGAAUAAAUCUUAUUUCAUUUCGAUAA
This is a messenger RNA of Dermatophagoides farinae (American house dust mite), 1388 nucleotides long. Its product is annotated as monocarboxylate transporter 12. The record is from RefSeq and is a predicted model, not a curated record. Lineage: Eukaryota; Metazoa; Arthropoda; Arachnida; Sarcoptiformes; Pyroglyphidae. Gene Ontology annotation, biological process: transmembrane transport. Gene Ontology annotation, molecular function: monocarboxylic acid transmembrane transporter activity.